Messenger RNA from Lodderomyces beijingensis, 1902 nucleotides. NCBI's taxonomy places the organism in Eukaryota, Fungi, Ascomycota, Pichiomycetes, Serinales, Debaryomycetaceae. The record is from the annotation of a GenBank genome assembly.
AUGACAGAAAAGACUACUAGAGAUUAUACUCGAGCUCGUUAUUCAAGGCUAGCCGUGCUUCUUCUACCGGCAUUUUUACUCUGUGCGGUGACUCUAUUCAAGCUUUUUUCGAGUUUGCAGACUAUAUGGCAGCCUCACCAGAUCCCGGAUUUGCAAAGAGGAGAUCCAUAUCUAACGAUUCAAGGCGAUCCAUUGCAUGAUGACCUUGGCCAACCCGACUUGAAUCCUUCCAAGGAACAUUUACACGUUGGCUCGAAAGCCAUGGUUGCAAGUGAUGUCCCAUUGUGCUCAGCAAUGGGUAAAGACAUUCUACUUCAAGGCGGCAAUGCAGCAGACGCAGCAGUAACAGUUGCCUUGUGCAUUGGAUCUAUAAAUUCUCACAGUUCUGGUAUUGGUGGCGGGGGAUUUAUCUUGAGCAGACACAAGGGAAAUGUUCUAAGUAUAGAUGCGCGUGAAAUGGCUCCUGCCAAGGCAUACAAGGAAAUGUACCACGGACUGUUUGUGUUGAGCAAAAUCGGCGGUUUGAGUGUGGCGGUACCUGGCGAACUCAAGGGUCUUGAGGAGUUGUACAAACGCCAUGGCAGCGGCAAGAUGAGUUGGAGUCAAUUGAUUCAACCGGUGGCGGAAUUGAACAGAAACGGUUGGAUAUGUUCUGAAUUGUUUGAAAAAGUGGUUAGUAUUGAAUAUGACAUGGUAUUGUCAAAAGUUCCCCCCUUGAAAAAGACCUGGGACUUUAUAUUCAAUAAAGACCGAUUGGUCAAGAAAGGAGACUUGAUCAAGAGACCAAAUUAUGCAGACACGUUGGAGUUGAUUGCUAGGAAUGGAAGCAGUGCGAUAUUUUAUGAUCCUGAGGGACCCAUUGUUGAAUCUUUGGUUGAAUCAAUUACAAAAUGGGGUGGCAUAGUCACCAAGCAAGAUUUUGCCAAUUACAAACUCGCGAUUGAAGAGCCGCUUUCCACCAAUAUUGGCAACUAUACUGUUUACACAAGCAAUGGAGUUUCAUCGGGGUUGGCUUUAAUUGCAGGUCUAAACUUCUUUGACACUGUUUAUCAUGCCAAAAGUGAUGCUCAUGGUGUUGACGAUGACGAUGAGGAUACCUUGUUCAAUCACAAGUUGAUUGAGAGUUAUAAAUGGUCGAGUUCUGUUCGCACUAGACUUGGUGAUUAUGAUGGUCGCUUUAAAGUGAUUGAGAAUUUCACUUGCCAUGGGUGGAUCAACGAUUUAUUAGAUAGAGAUGGUUAUUCAGAUUCAACGACUUUCCCAUGGCAACACUAUGACCCCAAAUACGAGCUAGUUGAGCCUCAAGGAACAUCGCAUUUUGCAAUUGUUGAUGAGGAUGACAAUUCCAUAAGCAUGACAACAACAGUCAAUUUAUUAUUUGGUUCCAUGGUGUACGACAGGCAAACGGGGAUCAUUUUAAACGACGAGAUGGAUGAUUUUGCCAUGCCCAAUACAAGCAACGCUUUCAAUCUUACACCCUCGAUUUACAAUUUCAUCCAUCCUGCUAGAAGACCCUUGUCGUCAACCGCGCCCACAAUCAUCACCAACAACAACAAUAACAAUAUAACCGACUUUGUUAUUGGAGCCGCAGGUGGUAGCAGAAUCACCAACACCAUCUUGCAGGCAAUUAUCAGGGUCUACUACAAACAGUUUAAUCUCCUUGAAGCUAUAUCGUAUCCGAGAUUACAUCAUCAAUUGAUUCCCGAGCACGUGAUGUGUGAAAACAUCACCGUAUUCAAGCAAGAGUUUGCUGGAGUAUAUGAAAAGUUGCUUGCAAAGGGACACAGCUUUAUUGAAACCGGGGCAUUAACCGCAAUGAAUGGGAUUAAAAGACUAAGUAAUGGUGACUUGCACGGAGUAUCUGAUUAUUGGAGGAAAAGAGGUGAAGCAGAUGGUUAUUAG